GCAAUAUUUGUUAUAAAAAAAGUCCAACACAAAUUACUUAGAGACAUUCGGAUCGGAUUUUCUGAUAUUUUUGGCCAUCUGAGUUGGAAUAUUGAUUAAUAUAUUCAUUUUAAAAAAUGGAAUAAAUCUAAAUAAAUGAAUGAAGUCGAUGAAGAGGUGUCCAACUUCGUUUUGUCACAUGUGUUGCAUAAUGAUAAAUUACCCCCCACCGAUAUCGAAUAAUGCAAGGAAUAUCUUAUAAAAAUCAAUAUAAAAUAAAAUAAUUAGUAACAUAUUUUAAAACUAUUGGAAUAAGAUUGUGUUAGAGAAUUGCUAAUAUUUUCUGGAGCAUUCAUGAAUAUUUUCAAAUCAACAAAAACAUAUUUAAAUGUAAUUAGCUUCUAGUGGUGAAGAGGUGACAAAGUAAUUCUCAAGGUCAUGGGUUCGAUUCUAUUGGUAGGGAGGGAUGCAAUUUCUGUAUUAAAAUGAUCCAUAUAUAAAGGCUGGUCCCGGACCUAGGGUAGAUGUAGUCGGACCGAAGACCUGGAAAAUCAUCCUGAUUAUAAAAAAAAAAUCUUUCAUACAAAUUAAUCCAUCGUUUUUAUAUGGUUAUACAUAUGUGUAUAUACUAUAUAUCCGUUAUGCCUUGAUAUGUAAUAAAUAAUUGAUUUCGCACAAGGAGAAAACACAAAUUUACUAAAAUAGUAAAUAAUUCGAUUUUAGGAAAUAUUUGAAUUGCUACAAAAAUUUAUGAUGUAGAUAGGGUUCCAAUUCUGUAUUGUACUGUUUAAAAUUUUAGAUAUUACUAAAUCUCCGCACAUUUAUAAAAUAAUUUUAUUUCUUUUACUGGUUACUAGUUUCCAUCUAAUGGUCAAACUUUGGAUCGCAAUCAAAACGGCUUUAAAACUGUCUGCAUUAAAAUUAUUGAUUACUACGUGGUUAGGAGACUAAUCAGAGAAUUAAAUAAAGUUUUAAUAGCGCCAAAAGGCUGCGGGACCCACCACGAUAUAAAAGUUGUUUUAUGCGAAUACCCGAAACGACACCGUAUUCGACCGUAGAGUGAGUCACGAAAACCGAGUGGGCUCCGCGUAGGGGGGGACCCACAUAGCCCGAAGAGGAAUCGUCGGCUUUCGAUCUUCCACUCGACAGUACAUAUCAACGUCUUCUACGCCAAAAUUUCUUCUUUUCCAUUUGAGCUCUCUCUCUCUCUUGUUUUGAUCGGUGUUCUGCUCGUGGAUGGGUUCGUGUGCGUCGGUUGAUAAGUCUCGGUCUGGUCCCGCGAUGAAGCUCGUGGCUUUUGGGACAAGAGCAGAUAUUUUGGUGAUCCCAGAAUCGCCCAAGAAGGCGAACUCGGGGCUGGUGGCUACUCCGCCGGAGAUGGUGGCGGAGGACGGUGGCGGUGCGGCUGAUUCUCGGUGGUCGUUUUCCUCUGCCCAGAAAAGUUUAGAAUCGCCCAGAAGGGAGAACUCGGUCUGGGGGGAUACUCCGACGUCGGCAAAAGAUUGUCCGAUCAAAUCUCGGUGGUCGUUUUCUUCUGCUAAGAAAAGCUUCGGUAGUAGAGAAGAAGCAUUCUUCGAUUCACAGGCGUGGCUAGAGUCAGAUGACGAGUUCCACAGCGUCAAUGGCGAUUUCACACCGUCUCGUGGAAACACUCCUAAAAGCGGCAGCUUCUCGGACAGAGUUCCCCGUUUGCACAACCUUACGUUCGAGGAAAAGCCUCUGAGUCCAUCAGAGGCUCCCACACCCCGGAGGAAGAAGCUAGCCGAGCUCUUCAGAGACGACAGCAUUAGAGAAGAUUCUUCAGAAGAUUCCCCUGAAAACCAGAGCAGAUCCAGCGAGAUAUCGUCUUUUAACACUCCGUAUGUGUCUGAAACUAACUCCAGUGUCUGCAGCGGUGAACUCAGAGCCAUUGAAGACUCCGCUGCAGCUGAAGAGAAGGAGAGGAAGCUUAGAUCUUUUUCUCCCGGGUGUCUUCCCCGGUUUGCCUCUUGCGGGAGCUUUUCUGAUAGGAGGAAGAAGACGAGCCUUGCCGCCACCGUUGCAGUGAAGUGAGCUACAUACACACACACACACACGUAUAUAUACAUAUAUAGAGAGAGAGAGAUGCUGUAUAGAAAUAAAGGGUGAUGGUGAAGACAUGGCUGUGUAUAUGAUGAGAGAUCUAUACAGGUACUUCCUGCAAUGAAGCACCAAAGAUGACAAGGGUUUGCUCGGACAUCAUGUAAAUUUGCCCUUUCGCUUAUGUAGUAGUUACGGGUCUUUUGCCUUUGAGAAUGCCCGCGGGGUUUUGCAUGUCUCGCAUCAUAUUUUAUAUGGCGAAAUGAUAUUUUUAUUCC
Molecule: messenger RNA, 2315 nt
Organism: Tarenaya hassleriana
Lineage: Eukaryota; Viridiplantae; Streptophyta; Magnoliopsida; Brassicales; Cleomaceae
Exons: 4
Coding region: 1216-2031 (271 amino acids)
Source: RefSeq, a predicted model, not a curated record